CCUCUUUGUCCCUCUGUUUCUCACUGUGAAACUUCUUCAUCUCCCUUCUCUUCUUUUUACCUCACUUUGCUUUCAUUCUCCAUACCAUGUCAACUUCACUUUUUCUACCCUUCUAUCUCUCUCUCUUUCUCUCACAUCACAAAUUCUCCUCUUUUUAAAUCCUUCACCUCCAACUCUGAGAGCCUCAACCAUAACCCUUUUUCCUUGUUCAGUCAUCACUCAACACACUCCUUCACUUCACAAACACUUUGUGUAGCUGCUAUGGAAGAAUAUUACUACAAGAGGCAUCAUGUGCCAGCAUUUGGGAGCUGGGAUUGGAAUGAUAAUCUUCCCUUCACUCAGUGCUUUGAGUCUGCAAGACAAGCUGGUUUGUUAAGAUACAGUUAUUCUGAGUCUGAAGAUAGAGACCUUUAUGUCACUGGGGACUUGUAUGAGAAUGAUGUUGUCACACCUGCUAUGAUUGUUGUUCCUCGUAGAAGGGAAAAGGUACGUUGCCAGCAUGAAAAAAGAAGCAAAAAAGCAGAAUUGGGUGAGUAAUGUGAAGGAGCUAUCUAGCCCAACUAAUCCAAUUCCAAGACCAAAACCAAAGCCUGUUGAUGAAGACUUGUACAAGAUCUCACCAGAGCUACUUUAUGCCAAAACUAGGAAGGUCUUAAUUCUUUAACCCUUUUAA
This is a messenger RNA of Vigna angularis (adzuki bean), 673 nucleotides long. RefSeq lists its product as uncharacterized. The record is from RefSeq and is a predicted model, not a curated record. The transcript is spliced from 3 exons. NCBI's taxonomy places the organism in Eukaryota, Viridiplantae, Streptophyta, Magnoliopsida, Fabales, Fabaceae. Bases 262 to 537 code for a protein of 91 amino acids.